Molecule: messenger RNA, 1471 nt
Organism: Aureobasidium pullulans EXF-150
Lineage: Eukaryota; Fungi; Ascomycota; Dothideomycetes; Dothideales; Saccotheciaceae
Exons: 2
Coding region: 140-1285 (381 amino acids)
Biological process (GO): carbohydrate metabolic process
Molecular function (GO): cellulase activity
Source: RefSeq, a predicted model, not a curated record
GCUUCUUUCGCAAGAAUAGUCAUUCAUUUUAUCGUAGCAAGUCUACACCACACUCGUUCUACACUCUCUUCUACUAGGUCUGCGACCAUCAUAUUACAAAUUUGCAUCCUUUUCGACUCCUAGAAAAACACAUCACAACAUGUCUUCCAUCAAGUCUCUCGCCCUCUUGGCCCUGGCCACCGGUUUCGCAAGCGUCGCCAGCGCAGCUGAGACUGGCAAGACCACCCGCUACUGGGACUGCUGCAAGGGUUCCUGCUCGUGGCCUGGUAAGGCCGAUGUCAGCGCCCCUGUCACCACCUGCGACAAGAACGACAGCCCCUUGACCGACGCCAACACCGCUUCUGCCUGUGAUGGUGGUUCUGCAUACAUGUGCUCUGACCAGUCUCCCUGGGCUGUCUCUGACGAUCUCGCCUACGGUUUCGCUGCCGUAAACAUUGCUGGUGGUUCCGAGGACAGCUGGUGCUGCUCUUGCUACAAGCUUACCUUCACCACCACCUCCAUCGCCGGCAAGUCCAUGAUCGUCCAAGCCACUAACACCGGUGGUGAUCUCGGUAGCAACCAGUUCGAUCUCGCCAUUCCCGGUGGCGGUGUUGGUAUCUUCAACGCUUGCACCGACGAGUACAACGCUCCCUCUUCCGGCUGGGGCGCCCAGUACGGUGGUAUCAGCAGCAACACCUGCAGCACCUUCCCCAAGGCUCUGCAGUCUGGCUGCAACUUCCGCUUCGGCGACUGGUUCGAGGGUGCUGAUAACCCUGAGGUCGAGUUUGAGCGUGUUGCUUGCCCUGCUGCCAUCACCGCCAAGUCUGGCUGCAAGAGAACCGAUGAUGGAGCUCAGAGCGCCGUUGCUGCUCCCGCCUCGUCUGCUGUCGCUUCAUCUUCUGUUGCUCAGGCUAAGGUUGCCGUUGCUUCCUCUUCGGCUGUCGCCUCUUCAUCUUCUGAGACUGCUCCCUCAGCCUACUCUACCUCCGAGGCCGCCCCUGUUGCUUCAUCCAGCUCUGAGGCCGCUCCCGUCGCUUCCUCCACCUCUUCUGAAGAGGCUGUUGCUGCUGAGACCUCAUCUGUCGCUGCUGUCUCGUCCGCCUACACUGCUCCUGCUGUCGAGUCAUCUGCUGCUGCUUCAUCUGCUUACAGUGCCCCUGCCGCUUACUCAUCUGCCGCAUCUUCCGCUUAUGUCGCAUCAUCCAGCUCUGUUGCUGCUGCUUCAUCGGUCGCUGCUCCUUCAUCUACCGCUUCCAGCGAUGAUGCCAACUGCAACGUCCAGUACGUUUACGAGUACGAUCUUUAAUCACUUCAACAUUCUAAACUGUUGAUGUUUGAUUCGCUUCUCGGUCGGUGACUCUUGUAUGACCAGCCAGCGGUUGUAACUUUGAUUUAUAGAAGGCUGUGUUAUCUUUUUCUAGAUGGAUGUAGAUUUUUCUUCUUUUAGCCGCCUUGCUCGUCACAGUCCGGUGGCGAGGCAGGCGUGAUGAAC